Molecule: messenger RNA, 408 nt
Organism: Ichthyophthirius multifiliis
Lineage: Eukaryota; Ciliophora; Oligohymenophorea; Hymenostomatida
Exons: 3
Biological process (GO): protein histidyl modification to diphthamide
Molecular function (GO): metal ion binding
Source: RefSeq, a predicted model, not a curated record
AUGGCUGGUGUAUAUGAUGAAAUUGAAAUUGAAGAUAUGGAUUUUGAUGAAGAAACAGGAGUUUUCACAUAUCCUUGUCCUUGUGGUGAUAGAUUUGUUAUAACUUUAGAAAUGAUAAAAAAUAAUAAUGAUAUAGGCACUUGUCCAAGCUGUUCUUUGACAAUAAGAGUUAUUUAUGAUGAAAAUUAAUAUAAAGAAUAUGAAAAGUUAUUAAUAAGUUGAAAACAAACAAAAAAUCAUUAAACACAUAUUUAAUUAAUGAAAUAUAAAAAAUAAUAGCAAAGUAUUUUUGUUGCCAAAUUAUCAUGUAUAUAAAUUGUUUAUAAGUUUAUUUUUAAAUGGUUUUUUUUCUUUUUGAUUUAUAAAUAUAAAUUAAUUUAAUUCUUAUUAUUUUUAUACUUUUAAAAU